Messenger RNA from Zea mays, 1271 nucleotides. Its product is annotated as expansin-B18. NCBI's taxonomy places the organism in Eukaryota, Viridiplantae, Streptophyta, Magnoliopsida, Poales, Poaceae. Gene Ontology annotation, biological process: sexual reproduction. The coding region runs from base 103 to 891 and encodes 262 amino acids. Gene Ontology annotation, cellular component: extracellular region. The record is from RefSeq and is a predicted model, not a curated record. The transcript has 4 exons.
GCAGCAACUCACAAAUCUCACAUCUACUUGCGCCCCUUCUCCCAAUUCAUCCUAGCAGCAAGCAUAUAUUGAGCCACUUGAGUACUGUAACAACAGCUCUAUAUGGCUUGCAAGCCUCAGCUCCUGUUCUUCACCGCGAUCGCGGCUCUAGCCUCGAUCAUCCAUCCUUGUGCAUCCGUCGAGUUUCACCGCAAGCUAUCCAGCUGGUCCGACGGCGGCGCAACGUGGUACGGCGCCGCCACUGGGGCUGGAAGUGAUGGUGGCGCAUGCGGGUACCGAGGUGCCGUCGACCAGGCGCCGUUCUCGUCCAUGAUCGCCGCGGGGAGCCCUUCCAUCUACAACUCCGGCAAGGGCUGCGGCUCUUGCUUCCAGGUUAAGUGCACCGGUAACGAUGCGUGCUCCGGCGACCCCGUGACCGUCGUCAUCACUGACGAAUGCCCUGGCGGUGCGUGCCUCAGCGAGCCGUCCCACUUCGACAUGAGCGGGACGGCAUUCGGCGCCAUGGCGAAGCCCGGCCAGGCCGACAAGCUGCGCGGCGCCGGCGUCCUCCAAAUCCAGUACACCCGCGUGCAGUGCAACUGGCCUGGCGUGCAGCUAACCUUCGUGGUCGACGCCGGCUCCAACCCGGAGUACUUCGCCGUGCUCGUUAAGUACGUGAACGGCGACGGCGACCUCUCCGCCGUCGACCUCAUGCAGACCGGGGCUGGGGCAUCGUGGGCGUCCAUGCAGCCCUCGUGGGGCGCCGUCUGGAAGUUCAGCGCCGGGUCGCCAUUGCUGGCGCCCUUGUCCAUCCGCCUGACGUCCAGCUCCGGCAAGCAGCUCGUCGCCAGCAAUGUCAUUCCCGCGGGGUGGACGCCCGGCGCCACCUACCAGUCUUCUGUCAACUACUAAAACCACAACUACAUGCAUUCUGCAAGUAUAUAUGCAUUAUGCAUGCAUAUUUACUGUAUAAGUAAGUCGUCGCGUGUGUCAUAGCUGCCUAUAUGUACUGUUUGUGUGUCUGGACUCUCGCUAGUCACAACGGUGGUGCGGUAGUGUAGCUCACUACUGCAAAAGAGCAAUAAGGGCAAGAGGCAGAGCAGGAGGAGGCGCAGAUAGGCGAGUAUGGGUCUCCCCUCUUCGCCGCUAGUCAAUGCCUAUAUAUGCAUGCUAUACUGAGAUGUGUGUUAAUAAUGCUGUGUAUCAGUGACAGCAGCUUGGUGUUACCGUAUAAUUAAUGUACUGAUUGUUGAAUGAUGGUUGCUUAAUGCAUAAUAUGAUACUAUACCUCA